Molecule: messenger RNA, 2913 nt
Organism: Gigantopelta aegis
Lineage: Eukaryota; Metazoa; Mollusca; Gastropoda; Neomphalida; Peltospiridae
Product: integral membrane protein GPR180-like
Exons: 9
Coding region: 124-1449 (441 amino acids)
Biological process (GO): response to pheromone; G protein-coupled receptor signaling pathway
Source: RefSeq, a predicted model, not a curated record
ACAAGGGACACGUAAACUGUAAACACGAAAUAUUUUAAUGUACCGGUACCGGUGUUGUUACACUUAGAGUGACAGGAAAAUGACAGUUUUAUGAGUUGAUAUGCGAUAUCAGGGGAAAAGAUCAUGAACUUUAGAAUGUUUUUGACUAAACAUUAUACAAUACUGACUGUAUUUUGCCACACAGUAGUCCAUGCAAAAACCGUGUCGGGUGUUUUUAGUUCCUUGGUUGCCCAAGUCGAGUUUGGCCAAUAUUUGUCUUCAUAUUGCUUUCAUGGUGAAGCGCUAGUGAAGUUUGAUUUGAAUACUACUGGCUACACACCAGCCAAGUUGUAUCUGUACAUCAGUGAAGACUGGAGAGAUGUUCAGGAUGAAACAGACUGCGCGAACAAACUUCAGAAAUCAAGAAUCAUCCAUGAAAUGAACACAACGUCUGGGAACUUCACAGUGUCUCAUUUCAACCGGCCGUGUAAGUGGCACCUGCUGUAUGCCGAUGCUCACACCUGUGACGAAGGCCUCUACAGUGAGACAGCUAACGCACCCAACGUCAACCAUUACAACUUCAUUCAGUACAACAUCACGCUGCUCAACCCAGAUUCACUUGGCAACCCCACGGAGCAUUUUGGAGACGAAGAAACAGGUUUACUGCGGUUCUAUCAGCUCCUGACCCUGGCGUAUUUUGUGCUGUCGUGUAUUUUUGCCCCUCGUUUGUGGCAGACCCUCAGUAAGGGGGGACCCAUGCAGCUGGUGAUACAGCUCCUGUCGGCGUCCAUCUGUCUACAGGCCAUCGGCUCAUUUCUCAUGAUGGUUCAUCUCAUCAAAUACUCAUACAAUGGAAUUGGGUCACCAUUCAAAGAGGUUUUAUCUGAGUUUUUCGACGUGCUGUCCCAGUUUGCUAUGCUGUACAUGCUGCUGAGUCUGUCUCUAGGCUGGACGCUGGCGAGUGCUCACUGUCGAUAUUCUCACCUGAAAACAAUCAGCAGGAGGCCAGCCAGCAAGGUGGUCGCAGUACUUGGUAUCUUGCAGGGCGGUUUAUUUAUGUGGGAGCAGUUCCAAGACAGUUACAACCGAAUGUUCCAUGCCCAUCGGAGUAACGCGGGCAUAGCCCUGGUGAUUCUUCGCAUUCUGCUGGCCGGCCUAUUUGCAUGGAACCUCCACACAACCAUCUCGGCGGAAAGAAGUACACUCAAGAGAGAGUUUUACGGGUCUUUUACCCGGAUGUGCAUGUUAUGGUUCUUGUGUUAUCCAGCAAUAGUUGUAACGUCGUGGAUUUUUCCAGAAUGCUUACAUUAUAAGAUGGUGAUAAUGGGUGUAUUGUUAUGCCAGUCGGCAGCUGGAGCGUUUCUGUAUCGUCUCUUCUUGUCGAGAAGUCUGUACUGGGAGGUGUCGGCACUCUCCAGCUCUCUACCUUUGCGCUUUGACAGAAACUUUAGUAUCAAGAUAUAUUCUUGACACAGUGUUUACAAUAUAGUGGCUGUUUUUAAAGUAUUUUUAAAAUAUACUCACAUCGUUUUCUGCUAUGAAAUUACCUUUUUUUGAGAGACAGCGUUUUAUUUGUAUCUUUUUUUUAAUAAUGUACCACAAACUUGCAUUAUUUUUACUUUUCCGUCUUUCGGUGUGCGACAUCAUACUGUCAAACAUUAGUGUUAUCUGAUCUGUGAACAGCUUACCAGGUUAGAAUUUAACUUAUUGUUAUCACUUGGAGGAUUUAAAUUUGUCAUUUGUGAAAAUAUGAAAUAUGAAUUGAAGUACAUAUGUAAAGUAUUGUGAAAGAAAAAUGAAAUUUGGUUACACUUUUUUAAACAAAUUUUGCCAAAUUCCUAAUAGUAUUUUCAGGUUAGGUCACGAUAAACUUUUCAGAUUUCUUAUGUAAAAUUAUCAUAGAAAAAAAUAAUUUUUAAAUAUUUUUAAUAAUGAGAGUGACAGAAUGUUGAUAAUGUGAAUGUAAAUUAUUACACUGAAGAUCCUGAUUGUGGCAGAUAAAUGUUGAGAGGUUACAGAGGAAAUAGUUCUUAACACGCUUCAUAAAUUUUAGUAUAGCCUUGCAGGGCUGCAAAAAGUAGUAAACCUUUUUAGAUCUAGCAGGUGAAAUAGAAAUUCACCUCAAAAAAACGUUUUUUUAAAAAUAUUUCCUUUUUCUUCUUUUCGUUCCUUCUUGUAAUGAUAUCACAAGGAGAUGUUUGCUUCCAGGAUGAAUCUCACAGUAACACGGAGGGAUUCAUGGUCUCCAUAAAGUUUUUCUUCUAUGUUUUUCAGGGGAAAAAACAUGUGAUUCGGUUCCAUUUUAAUUUGAUAAUGCUCUAAAAUACAUAUCAGAGAUCCUAAUUUUCCACAGUAUUCAAAACCCUCCUCCCACCCUGUGCCAUCUUAUUUCUAGCAGGCUAUAUAUAUAUAUUUUUCUUAGCAGUCAAUAUUUCUUUUGGCCUGCGAUUUAAACAAAAAAUAACAGCAGGUCAUAGUUUACUUCGGAUCCGAUUUUGAGUCCUGCCGUGACAAAUAUAUGUAUAUGAUUUUCUUUUGUUGUCUCUUGGUCAAAAUCCUUGUAUUUUAUUUUGGGUAGUCGGUUUCAACCCUACAUGUACUUGACAUAAUAAAAUACCAGAAUACAGGCGCAGAUCCAGGGGUAAAAGCAUUGUGGCUGCGCACACCCCUCCCCUGAACUUCAAAGUAUCUCAGAAUCCUCAAUACAAUGCAUGCUAGUGUAGUUUGGAAUACAAUAGGUGCCGUUUUCCGCUGCUGAACUCCCUCACUAAAAAAAAAAAAUCCCUGUAGCCACUCCUGGGCAUGUACUUAUAAAACCUUUUAAGAGUCCAGACUCAAUCUCUAAUGACGUCACACACAUACAAUUUGUAUGGCGUUGUCAUGGCAUUAGUGUCUCAGACUCUAUUAGUCUCGGGGGCGGGGCAUAGCCAAGUG